This is a messenger RNA of Telopea speciosissima, 1649 nucleotides long. Its product is annotated as type 2 DNA topoisomerase 6 subunit B-like. Bases 132 to 1580 code for a protein of 482 amino acids. The transcript has 12 exons. Gene Ontology annotation, biological process: reciprocal meiotic recombination; meiotic DNA double-strand break formation. Lineage: Eukaryota; Viridiplantae; Streptophyta; Magnoliopsida; Proteales; Proteaceae. Gene Ontology annotation, cellular component: condensed chromosome. Gene Ontology annotation, molecular function: protein-macromolecule adaptor activity. The record is from RefSeq and is a predicted model, not a curated record.
UCUCUAUUGUAUAAAUAGGGACGAAGUGAAUAUACAUAUAUUUACAAGCACAUUGGGGAUUUGCAAAUUGCGAAGCACGAACUGUAAACUUCUCAGCUGCGCGGGAAUUUCUCAUCGGAGGAAAACAUUCCAUGGAGGUUUCCAACACUCAAAGCCUUUACCAAAAUUUAAUCUCCUCUGCCAUCCAAAGAUGCCGGAUAGCUGAGGAUCUUUGCAGAUUAACGGUUGUUCUUAAACGCAUUCCCGACUCCGAUCCUCCGCUCGUCAGAAUCUCAUUUUCAGAUACCGGCAUUGGGAGCUGCUUGGAAGAGUUUCAAAACUUGAAGUGUCCGAGGAAUAGCGUUUCUGACGACAAUUUCGAUGGAGUGCUUUCCGUCACAACUACAAGCACAUGUGACUGCAAGAUUUUUCACUACCAUAUAAAUUUGAAGGAAACUGUAGCUGCGAGAAAGCUGACAAGGUUGCCUUCAACCCCUAAGAAUGGGGCAAAAUUCAGUGGAACUGAAGUAUCUCUGUCCACUUGCGAGAGCAUUGAGGAGUUAAUAGAAGGGAUCACUCACUUCUUCCAAAAGAUGCUUAUCCUAAAAAUUCCGAAGGUAGCAGUUGAACUGGUAGUUGAACGAGCCAAUGGCCAUGGAUCGGGAUAUGAAAAUCUUCUUUUGGCGGAUGAGGGCAUUCUUCUUUCUCUUCCCAUAUCAAAUGUUGAACGCCUGACCUCAGGCCUUGAAGAUUAUGUUCUUAAGCAUGGAAAUAUGUUUGAUCAACAAUGUUCUUCUUGCUUCUUAAGUAGGGAACAUUUGAAGGUUGGAAAUGGAGUAGGAUGCCGUACAGAAAGCGCCAGAAGCACCGGACAGGUGGUGGAAGCUGUAAUUAUAAUAAGUGAAUUACCAGAGCCAUCAAGUGAUUCAAGUCCGUCCUGCUUCAGGGCAUGCAGUGCAAGAACAGAGGUGUUAUAUUUCCAAGAGUUCUCACCAUGUUCUAUUCCUCAAUCAUCUCUAGAUGGAUUGACAAGUAUUGACUGGAAAAGUUAUGGUUUGGACUUGGGAACAAAUGUUUUGGAUAGCAAUGGCUGCGCAAUUCUAGAAUGGGAGAAUUUGCCACCAUAUACCCAUAUUGAUAUCGUCAUCCACUGUUACCAUAAGAAGGUCACAAUAAUACAAGCACAACAAAAGACUAAAGGUUAUAAACACCUUGUAAAGAAAGCAAUUAAAGUCGCCUUGGAUGGUUUGAAGCAGAGGUAUAAAGGGACUCUCCUCAGUGCACAUGCUGUUAAGAUUUGCAGUUAUGCCCCUGAUCUAGCAAGAACAAUCACUGGCCUGAUUCUGUCAUCCAAUGAUAGAGAGUUCCAAAAAGAAUGCUGUUCUCUCCUUGGACUUCAGCCUAAUGUGAUUGAGGAAGAAAAGAAAGUUGAAGAUUGCAUCAAGGAAAAGAUUAUUGCCAUUAUAGAGAUAAAUGAUAAAAAGCAACAGAGACGCACAGAAUUUGCACCCCUCCUCUUUGAUGGUGAGAACAUUCAUGGACCAGAGUUCCUUGAUGAAUAUCACGAAGGUGAGGAUGGCUAUAGUAUCUUGGAUCUAUAAACUAAAAUUUCUAACAUCAAAAUGUUCUUGCAAAAUGAGUCUUUUAUAAUAACCAAGAAAUUAUUUCUA